CUCAGGUUUCAUGAUCGCUUGCACUCUAUCCCAAUCCCGGAGAGUUGCCCUCAUAGAACCUCCAAUUACCUGGCUAUCAGGGGCGGACUGACAACUCAUGGGGCCCCCGGGCAAUAGGGGAUCAUGGGGCCCCUGUGUCCUUGCCCAAACUCAAAAAAGCCUAUGAAAAGGUACCAGGGGCAUCUCAUGGGGCCCCCUACUGACCCCGGGCCCUCGGGCAGUGCCCGAGUUUCCAAAUGGUCAGUCUGCCCCUGCUGG
Staurois parvus is the source of this 258-nucleotide messenger RNA. Lineage: Eukaryota; Metazoa; Chordata; Amphibia; Anura; Ranidae. The record is from the annotation of a GenBank genome assembly.